Molecule: messenger RNA, 1375 nt
Organism: Rubroshorea leprosula
Lineage: Eukaryota; Viridiplantae; Streptophyta; Magnoliopsida; Malvales; Dipterocarpaceae
Source: the annotation of a GenBank genome assembly
AAAAAAAAAAUAAAAAAAAAAAAUAAAUGGUCGGUGGAUUAAAAAUUGAGGUUUAACCUAUUGUAUCGGUUAUGCGGUGUCGUUCCUUUAAUACGGGUCAAAACGCACCGUUUGUAUUUUCUUUCUCGCGGACAAACAAAACACCGACCGCACAUAGGAAAUUCCAUCUUCCAAACGGGAACCUAGAGUCGGUGAUGGAAGGAACAGAGGGAACUAGCUCUGUCGCCGGAGGAGUAGGAGGAGUACGAUACAUGCUUAAACCGGCACGGGUAACCAACGAGGACAUACUAUUCUGCAUCGACGUCGAUGCAGAGUCGCUCGUGGAAAUGAAAACACCGGGGCCCAACGGGAAGCCGUUCACCAGAUUGGACGCGAUCAAGCAAGCCAUCCUUCUCUUUAUCCACGCCAAGCUCACUAUUAACCCCGAUCACCGCUUCGCCUUUGCAACCCUCUCCAAAUCGGUCUCUUGGGUACCUUUUCCCCACCAAUAUGUUGAAGUUUUUACUUUUUUUUUAGUUCUUCUGCGUUCUGUAGAUUGGUUGAGCUGCUAGUGAUCAUCAAGAUCGUUUUUUUAUUUCACCUCCUUCUUCGUUUUAGAACUCAUAGGUAUACACUUUUUGAAACGUAGUUCUAGACUUCUAGGGGAUGUUAGUUUGUCAUGAAGAAAGGAAUUCUGGGUGGUGUGAAUAUUUAGAUGGGUAUUAUGUUCUUUGGGACUCAAUUGAAAUGCUAAAUGCUUAGAUUCUGACUAUGAUUUAACAAAAAUGGUACUGUGCAUAGUGAAAUAAGUUAACUUAGCAGCAAGCGUAUUGGUACUGCCUAGUGUUUACUUGAAGGAAUCAUUUUUUUUUCUUCAAUUUUGACAUGCACAAAGAGUCAAAGAGUAUUUUUGAAACAUGAAGCUCUUUUUUAUUGAGAUUCUAACUUCUGCAUUGCUUAAGCGGAUGUUAGACUUGUUACAAUCUUUAGUUUAACACAAGUUGUCUUGCUGGAUUGGAUAGAAUAACUUGAUAUUGCCCUAGUUCAGCUUUGUUUUUCUUUUCUUUUCUUUUCUUUUUUUUCCCAUAAGAAACUGGAGACAUGUAGUAAAGACUAACCACUGAGAUAGGGAGAGGAGAUAACUUUCAAAAAGCAUGAUGACAAGAAUACUUAAAAGAAAUAAUGAUGGUGCAAUUCAGUUUAUGAACCUAUAGAACCUUCACAAUUGUAUUCAUGUUCGUGAAGAGGUGAUAGAUUGAUAUAUCUUGCUGGAAUUUUAUGCUGUUAUUUUACCAUGAUACUGCAGUGUGCUAAGAAUUUAUGCUGUAAUGAAGAGAGAAGAGGAAUGAGAAAAUCUUGUUGCCUCUACUGUAAAGCCUACUAACUUUGAUCUAUG